Messenger RNA from Ostrinia furnacalis (Asian corn borer), 1652 nucleotides. RefSeq names its product plasminogen receptor (KT). Gene Ontology annotation, cellular component: plasma membrane. The coding region runs from base 14 to 556 and encodes 180 amino acids. The transcript is spliced from 5 exons. The record is from RefSeq and is a predicted model, not a curated record. NCBI's taxonomy places the organism in Eukaryota, Metazoa, Arthropoda, Insecta, Lepidoptera, Crambidae. Gene Ontology annotation, biological process: positive regulation of plasminogen activation.
GUAAUUCAAAAAAAUGGGAAACUAUUUUUCAAUAAAUAUGGAAGAAAAUUUCAAGAAAAAUCAAGAGUUUAUUCAAACAAUAAACAAAAUUAAGAUGGAGAGACAAAUACAAUUGCAAUAUCAAAUGCAAGAACGACAAAUGGCGAUGCAAAUUGCUAAAAAUAGGGACACUUGUCUCUGGCUUACUGUUUUUUCAAUCACUGCAGCUACAGCCUUGUUUACUGGUUCAAGAGGACAUGGCAUAAGUGACUUGUCGCGCGAUAUUUCUACUCUCUCCGAGAAAUUUUAUGAUACAAGGAGAAUCAGCAAUAAUUUUAGGAGGACAAAAAGGGCAUACUUUUUGGUACCUUUAGUACCUCUUACAUUUACCACUCUUUACUACUGGGAUCUCGCUUAUGGAAAUAAAAUGCACCGAAUCAGAAUGGAGGCUGAGCACAUCAUGACACAUGAAGCUGACAUGCUUGAAUGGCCAUGCGGGUUACCGUCACCUUCCUCCAUUGACCUAGGGCGCUUGGAAGACGAAGAGAAGAAAAAGAUCCAUCCACCACUUCUUUAAAUUAGCAACAAGAUAAUGCUCAGGAGUGUGCCUUCACUAUGCUGUAGUGUAGCAGGGGUGGAUUCACACUUUAUUUUGGUACAAAAUAGUUGCACUAUUUGUUAUACUGUGUGUACGGGUUGCAGACAUCUGUAUCUGAUAAAGGCAAUAUCAAUAAGAUUCGUCAUUCAUCGCGUUAUCAGGAAAAUGCAUUUUUGUUUAAGUCGAUUUUAUCAAAAAAUGAUUAGAUUUUGACCAAUAGGAUUGCAUUGUUCUUGUCAUCACUGAUACUAAUGUUUUUUUAAUGAUUGGAUGAUAAAAAGAAGUAUGAUUGUUAAAGCAUUUUACUGGCAUUUCCAAAUUCGUAGUAUUAGAUACUUAAGAAAUAAUUCGGCAUUCCAUUUUGCUUUGGUGUCUAGGGUAUAAGUGUUUUUAUCUCGUAACUAAUUAUCCAAACGGUGUUUUUAAGUAACUUUUAAUUAAAUUUGGAUCCACUCCUUUAACUAGCUCAAAAGUUCACAUCGACGGGAAAAGCUAGAAUCAUGACGUAGAACGCACACUAAUUUGCCAUUUAAAGAAAUACUCUUUGAUAUUUGAUAACGACAAUAUACUAUUUUAAUAUUUAGUAAGUAAAUAACGACAUCCUUAAAAACAACUGAAAAGAUGUGACUAAAAGGAUGGUCCAUAGUUUGCAUUAAGAACAUGAACAGUUCAAGUUCAACUUAAUCUUAUUAAAUUUCGUCAAAUUAAAAGUGUUCAUGUGAUUUGUAAGUCGAGGUGUACUUACCUCGACUUAUGGUUUUAGAACCUAUUUGAAAUUCUAAAAAUUAAUGUUUAACUCAAGUCUCAAUAAUUACGUCAUUUUGAAAUGGUGUUUUCAAAUAAUUGUAGUAUGUACCUAGUUGUUAUUCAUUUCAUGCAUUUUGAAGAUAAUUGCUGCUAAAAUAACUUAUACCAUAUUAAACAGUAAGAUUUUACGGCAAUCAAACUAAAGAUAUUGGUCACAAAGUUAACAAAGAAUCACAAAAAAAUAUAAUAGGUACUUAGUUAAGUCAUCUCAUACAUGCUGCGUGAUUUAGGUGUUGUUUAUUAUUUAUUUUGUUUGAGAUUAAGUACU